AUGGACUCCAACAACACUCGGGACCGCCCUCUUUUCAGCAGCUUUUUUCCCACCAAAGAGGAGUCCAGCUAUUUCAUCCGCGUUUAUACUGAACCCCUGCUGGUGAACCUGCCCACUCCCGACUUCAGCAUGCCCUACAACGUCAUCUGCCUCACCUGCACUGUGGUGGCGGUGGGCUACGGCUCCCUCUACAACCUCCUCACGCGCAACUUCCAGAUCGAAGAGCCGAGCCCGGGACUGGCCAAGAGGAUUGCCAACGUCAUCCGGAAGAUGAGGGGCGUCCCGCCACUAUGA
Messenger RNA from Knipowitschia caucasica, 294 nucleotides. The record is from the annotation of a GenBank genome assembly. NCBI's taxonomy places the organism in Eukaryota, Metazoa, Chordata, Actinopteri, Gobiiformes, Gobiidae.